GCGCUUUCUCCCCCACCGGGUCGUCUUCCUUAGCGUCUUCCCUUCCUUUUUCUCCGAUCAAAUGAAUUACGAUUUCAGGAACAGAGCAGCUCCUCCGCCGUACAACGCACAGAUCCCGAUGUACCGUCAGCCGGCGUCGUCUUCAUCAACGCCAUCUAUCCAUCCGAUGUACGGAUAUUCCAUGUACCCGAGGGUCGGUCAGCCUGGCCCUGGACACAACGUACCGGCAUCUCGUGCCUCCUCCUUCAACCACGCUUCUGCUCCGACAUCCUCCUCUUCCUCUGGAUUGGGCAUUAAGGUUACUUUAAAACCCGAGUAUGGAAUAACUCAUCCGCCUCAGUUGGCACCACAAGCAGGAGAUAUUCCUAGAAGCAAUUUCCAGUUUGAUUUUGAACUUGAGAGAAAAAUCGUAGCUGAGGUGGAGAGGGGAGGCCAGAAUUGGAGCAGGCUUGGGUUGGAAAAUCUUCCAUCUAAUGCUACAGAGUCAACAUCCUCAGUGGGUUCUGUUGCUGAUCCUGUAGUGAGCAAAUAUAUUGCAUCUGGACUCAACCGGGAAGCUGUUCCUAUUGCAGUUACAAAUUAUGGAGACAAUCCAACAAAGGUUCGUGAGUUUGUCAAUGGUUUCAUCCCCCUACGAGAAAUGGGAUUCUCAUCAAGCAGUGUUGCUGAAGCCUUACUCAUGUAUGAUAAUGAUACAGAAAAGGCAUUAUCACAUCUCCUUAAUAGCUCAUCCUGAUUACCGUUGGAAACCAUGCUUUGUGCAUGAGACUUCGUUGGAGUGAUGGUUUCUGACAAAUAGUUGUAUUUUCCUUUGGCUGCCUUGGUUCUGAUUGUGUUCGUAAAAUUAAUAACAUUUUCUAAUUUUUUUGGCCAUUACAUUUUCUGAUUAUUGUCCCUUUUCGAGUAAGAGCUUCUCUUCCCUACAUAAUGUUUCUCAUUUAGGGAUACUGAUUGUAUUAUGUCACAAGUUAUCUGUUGGUGCUGCGAGAACUUUUGGGUUCUUUAUGGUUCAAAUCUGUCCAAUUUAUAUUAAAAUGGGACACCUUAAUGGAAAAACCAUUUUUGGUGCAAAAAAUUAAUCCCAACAAGUUGAGGACCAAAUCUAGCAUCAAACCUUCUUUUAAACAAAAGAGUAAGCUUCAAUCAUGUCUUUAGACCCAAAAAAAAGAAAAAAAAAAGAAAAAGAAAAAAAGGAGGAACAGAGAAAGACUGUAUAUCUCAUCAACUGCAUGAUCAACUAUAACAAUCAUCUCUUUCGCUGAGAUGUGUAUGGCAACCAUUUCCUUCUGUGGACUGUGACCUCUCCAAUUGUCAGUUCACUUGAAACCAGCCGAAAUAAUCUUCAUGUCACAGGAUCUGAUGCCAUGUAAUCGAGAUUUGAGUCAUGAAACUCUUCCUGCCUCAAAAGCCUACAUUCAGCAAACUUCAACCAUUUGAGUAAAUAUACACCACCAUCAACCAGCAUCAUCUUUAUAUUUACUUUCUAUGAUCUUGGAGCAAGCGGACUCAAAGUGCGUUUGAGAUUAUGGUUGAAAACAUUUUUGUGUAAUCAUAUAGCACUUUUAGAUAUAUGUGUGUUUGAUAAUUUUUUUUUCAAACUGCUUUCUUAAAAAGUUAUAGAAAACAUAAGAGAUCUACAAUAAAUUUAUGUAAAAAGC
Messenger RNA from Rubroshorea leprosula, 1658 nucleotides. The record is from the annotation of a GenBank genome assembly. NCBI's taxonomy places the organism in Eukaryota, Viridiplantae, Streptophyta, Magnoliopsida, Malvales, Dipterocarpaceae.